Messenger RNA from Aphanomyces astaci, 5061 nucleotides. RefSeq lists its product as hypothetical. The record is from RefSeq and is a predicted model, not a curated record. Gene Ontology annotation, biological process: chromatin remodeling. The coding region runs from base 1 to 3207 and encodes 1068 amino acids. Lineage: Eukaryota; Oomycota; Saprolegniomycetes; Saprolegniales; Verrucalvaceae. Gene Ontology annotation, cellular component: cytoplasm. The transcript has 4 exons.
AUGGCACACGGCGCCAACGAGCAGGCGGUGAUGAGGCUGGUCUCCACGCUUCUGCUUCAACCGCAUGAAAAGACGACUAUCAUGCUUGCAGAAGAACUGGCAAAGCUACCUCGUGGCGAUUACAUGUGGAUGAACGUUCUCCUUCUUCAUGUAUACCAAUUGUUGAUGCAGUCCACGGCCGCCGCGGACACCAGACCUUCAACUGUCGAGCGCUUGGUGGUGGUAUUGGAGAAAGCACUGGUGAUCAGCAACAUCCAAGCCAUACAAGAGUCGCACACUCAGUGCUUCAAACUGCUCCAAUGUCUGUUGACAUUGCUACCGGCAGCUGCCACUGACGAUAUAGUGUCACGCUGUGGCGAUCACCUCACUGACGAAAGCCGUCUAGUCGUCCUCCACUGCCUCGAACUUCUCGUGACGGCGCCAUUUCCACUGCCGUUCCUCGCGUCGUCCGUCCCUUUUGCCGCGUUUAUCGUAUCGGUGCUGCUCUUUACUGCCCAGAAAGAUCCCAAUCGAACAUGCCGAGUCCACGCGUUGCGCACGCUGACGGCGACCAUCACUUCAAUCGACGACGCGGACGUCCUCACCCAAGUGUUUCCAGGCCUCAUGAGCGCGCUCUUUAUGAUCGUACAGGGCGACUACAAGCUCGGGUCAAGACUCCCCACACAGGCUAUUCGAUGCCUCACGACGUCCAUGAAGCUGGUGGUGGCCGACUCGCGGUGUUCGUCGCUCGUGACAUCGCCAGUCUACUCGCUGGCCUUUCUCGACCCAAACAUCUCUACUCCUUCAACCCUUUCGCCCACGACGAUAGCUCCAACAUCCUUCGCCGACCAAUCAAACGGCCUCGUCCCUCGAUCGCCGGCGUGGCUCCGCGGCACCCAGACCAAUCUCCACACCCUCAUCACGUACGUCUGCAGCCACCAGGUCCACCACUCCAACGCCGCCAUCCGCCAAGCGCUGGCUUCGUUCUGCGCGGAGCUGCUCGAACAUUGCCGUCUCACGCUCCCGUCGGCCUUUGUUCCAUGCUAUGAGACACUGCUCGCACUGUCGCAGGACCCCGUCGCAGCAGUCCACGCUGUCGCAUGGUCGGGCCUCGCCACAAUUCACGCAAACUUGUCUCCAUCAGAGCAAGUGCUUGUGCACACCAACGCCAGCGCCCAAUGCAUGGCGCACCUGGACGCGUUGAAGCUAAAGUGCGCGGCGGCGUCGCUCGACUUGGAGCGCGAGGCGGUUACGACGCUGCAAGUGUGCCUGGGCUACGUCACGUCGUCGCAGGCGAAAUGGGUGGUGGACGUGCGCCGGGUGCUCAAAGCGUGGACAAGGAUCUUGGCUGUGGAUGCAUUGGACGCCCAAGUGUUGGCGUACACAUCUCAUAAUACCAAGUGCAAAGUGGCGUACUAUCGCAAACGUUUCGAGCAUUUCCGAUCGGACGAGGCGGUGGCGGUGGCGCUGCGGGUCGUCCGGAGCUUUGCCGCGACGGAUGAUGGCCACCUGCUGGCGUACGUCGACGCUAUCGUCGCGCACGUGAGCGACUAUCCGGAGGAUUCGCUGGAAUGGCUGAUUGUGCUCAACCAACUGGUGCUGGGAGCCGCGCAGGUAGUGGAUGAUGAUGUUCCUUCCCCUGGCAUGGCCCAAAACGAGGGGCUGACUGUCCACGUUGGCGCGUAUCUCGUGGACGUGGUGCAGCAGUUGCCGUUGUGGUCGAGUAGCUACGACGAGAGCUUGAGCGUGGUCCUGGAAAUCGUCGGCUCGAUCGCCCAAGCCCUCGGCGUAGCCUUCCGGCCGCUGCUGAUGCAUGUGCUGUACCCCCUCGUGGAGCAGCUGGGGCGUCCGUCGCCCGUCGUCCAGCAGGCCGCGCUAGCCACCCUCGAGCGCAUCGCAUUCUUUUGCGACAGUCAGUCCGUGUCUGCGUUGUUGCAGGCCAACAUGGAUUACGUCGUGGAUAUGCUCGUGAGUCGCCUGACCCAGUUGGACGAGUACCCGCACACGCCGUUUGUGGUCCAAGGGCUGCUGCGACACGGGGGGAGCAGUGUCACAUCUCCCCCCCUGCCGCUCCUGGAGGAAGCGGUGGCCGGCGUCAUUCGCAGCGUCGACUUCCACGUGGCAACCCCCCAGCACGCCCUUGGCCUCCUGCGUGUCAUGAAGGUGGUCGUGUCCAACGAACCAAAGCAGAAACCACCAGCAGUAGAAACACAAGACAAACCAACGACGAGCUCGGCGUCUGGGCCACGAGUCACCACGUUUAUCCAGGACAUGAAUGCCCUCUUCCAGCUACCACCACCAUCCGAUGACCACACUGCCUUGCAUCCUACAGGCGAAACGGCAAAGUCGUCUACAAGCGACAACGGUAGUAGUGUACAUGGAGCGAUGCCGAUUGAACACGAUGAGCAUCAAGACGACGCUGCGGAUACCCCGCCCAAGGGCAUGGCCAAGCUCGUGGAAGACAUUGUGCUUCGAUCGACGUACUUUACCGCUGCCCCGGACACCGCCACCGCCUGCCUGGCGUGGCAAGUGCUCACGGAUGCCCUCGCCGCCGUCCGCCCGCAGCACCUUCGUCCGCUCGUGCACCGCAUCUGGCCACAACUGGCGCACCGGGUGGGCGACUCGAGCCACAAACCCAAACAUCUGGCCGCCGUCCAAUGUAUCAGCGCUGUCGCAGGGCUCUGUGGGGACUUUAUCUCAGACAAGUUUGUCGAGUCCGUCUGGCCCACCUUCCAAACCCACUUGGCUCAACACGCCGUGCCCGCGCAGUCGACCGCCGUGGUACUCGACAACGUUGUCACAUCUAGUACGACUACUACUAGUAGUACUAGUUCGUUGCAACGGCCGACGGCCCUGACCGACCAGAUCCACUUGCACAUGCUCGUGUGCCUCGAGCGCCUCUGUCGCGCCACCGACGCCGUGGCCUUCCUAGUCCCCGACAUGGCCACUGCCGCGCAAUCCUUCCUCGCGUCAUCCGCCCCGCCGCCGCUGCAAGAGCAGGCCGUCGCGCUGUUUCAAGCGCUGAUCCGCCUCAAUGCCGACUUGAUCUUCCCCCGAGUGGCGUAUAUGGCGUCGUUGCCACUCCCGCCGCCGCCGUCCGUCCACUUCCCCGCGUACGCACCGGACGCCCUCGAUCGGAUUCCGGACCGAGUGCCGCGUCCGGCUUUGUUUGCACAGAACGCCCGCAUCCUGGUGCAGCAGCUGCUGCGACCUCCUGCCACCGACUGACGAUUUGCUUUACAUAACAUGUCCUCCACUGUACGAUACGACGUAGUUAGUAUAUGUGUUGCCUUGUAACACUAUUAUUCGUUUAAUCCAUGUCUUCGCCUUGGGCCCCGGUAGACGCGGCACCCGCGCCGACCGCCGCCGCGAGCUCUUCUGCUUCUUGCUUGGCUUCCAACUCGGCGAGGAUGGCAUCGUCCUCUUCGGCCGCCGCUUCCGCCGCGUCGACAAUCGCGUCCACAUCCACCACGCGACUCGAGUCGCUCGACACGACCAGAGCCUUGCUGCCGCCCUCGGCAUUCCGAACAUGCGCCUUGACCGUCAGCUGGCCUUUGCGGGUCACAUUGAACGACACUUCGACCUCGGACUCGCCCUUGGGGGCCGGCGGGAUGCCGCUCAAAGUCAAGUUGGCCAGCAACGUGUUGUCCUUCUUUAGCACUCGCUGGCCUUCAUACACCUGCAGGUACACGGCAUCUUGGUUGUCAGCGUUCGUGGUAAACACUUCUUGAACGUUGGCGGGGAGGACCGUGCCGCGGUGGAUCAUCUCGUACACGGUGCCGUCCGCCAACCCAAGCGACAGCGUCAGGGGCACCGCCUCGACAUUGUUGUGGGGGUCGGUGGGGAGCGUCCAGUCGGCCGUCUCGGACAGCGUCGCACUUUCGACGGUCGCGCCGAACGCAACCGCCUCGUCGGGGGCGAUGGACACGAGGGCCUUCUUCCCGUCAAAGAAGUCUUCGACGGCGGAUUGCGCCUUGGGGAUGCGGGAGGACCCGCCCACGAGCAGCACAUGGUCGAUCGUGUCCUUGGCGUACCCUGCGCCGUCCAACAGCGCCGCGAUAUCCUUGGUCACCUUGCGGACGUGGUCGCUGACCAUGUCUUCAAAGCGGGAUCGAGACAGCUUAACGAUCAAGUCUUGGCCGUCGGCUAGCGAGUCCACUUCGAUAGUCACUUGGGACUGCGUGGACAGCGACUUCUUGGCUUGCUCGCUCGCCACCUUGACGCGGUGCAGCGCGCGAGUGUUGUCGGCGGCGAUUGUCACCUUCUUUUGGCGUUCGAACGCCUUGACGCAGUGCUCCACGAUCGAGUUGGUGAACACUUCGCCGCCCAACGCGUGGUCGCUCGCUGUCGCGAUCACGUUGAACAGGCCCUUGUCGAUGCUCAAGAGCGUCAAGUCCGUGGACGCCCCGCCAAUGUCGACCACCACGACCAACUUGGACUCGUUCUUCUUGUCUUCGUCCAAUCCGUACGCAAUGGCGGCGGCGAUGGGUUCACUGAUGUAGCGCAACACACUCAAGUCCGCGGCGGUCGCGGCUUCCUCCAACAGAGCCUUUUGCUCGUCGGAAUAGCCUUCCGGGACAGUCAGCACGGCGUUCUUCACGACCACACCCGUGUAGUCUUCGGCCAACGCCUUGAGUUUGCGCAGCACGAUCGUGCAAAAUUCCACCGACGAGAUGUCGCGGGAUCCGUCCAGAAUCUUGGCAAUGGGCGCGCCAUGCGUGUCCGCGGCCAAGUCGAAGCUCCAGUCCUUGACGUAGUCGUGCUCAUGAACCUCCUUGUGCUUCUUGCCGAGCACACGCUUCAAGUGGUACACCGUGUUGGCGGCGUUGUUGUGGAGUUUCGCGACCGCCGAGUCGCCCACCACGACGUCGUCGCUGGCGAAGGACACGAUGCACGGCGUGGUACGAAAGCCUUGGUCGUUCGCGAUGACGGACACCUUGCCGUUGGCCCACACACCCACGCACGCAUGCGUCGUGCCAAGAUCGAUCCCAAUGCUCGCCAUGAUGAAUUCGAGUGGUGAAGAGCGGAGGUUCAAAAAUACCUCAGUUCGUGUUACAGGCGAAGUUGGACACUUGAUAUUUG